Molecule: messenger RNA, 630 nt
Organism: Exophiala bonariae
Lineage: Eukaryota; Fungi; Ascomycota; Eurotiomycetes; Chaetothyriales; Herpotrichiellaceae
Exons: 1
Coding region: 1-630 (209 amino acids)
Source: RefSeq, a predicted model, not a curated record
AUGGCACCGUCAUUAUCAAAUUACUACCACCACGCCCUCCUCCCCCGCCAAUUCGGCCGGCCUGGCGAUGACAACGACAACGACGACGAUGACAACAUCUCGCGCUCCGCAAUAAUGGGCAUCGUAGUCGGCGUCGCCAUCCUCAUCACCAUCGUCUCGCUCGUGAUCUGGAUCCGCGUGCUUCGACGAGGGCGGGCCCGGCGCGCACGAAACCAAUCUUCGGUACCGCUGAACAUACGCGGCGGCGGCGGCGGCGGCGGGCCCGGCGGCUCAUUGUCGUCUUCGUCGUCCCCUACGCACGCGGGAUCGAACCUCAUCCCCUCCCCGUAUCCGUAUUCCUCCAAGCCAGGCGGCGGCGGCGGCUACGAGAGCACGCCGGACCAGAAUCAGAGUCUGCUCGCCAACGCCGCCGCGCCGGGGAGUGUCGCGUGGAGCCAUCAAAGCGGGCAGGCGGCGGCCGGUGGAUUGGGUGUGGGGAGCACGCAGGACGGGUUCGGCUUCACGACCGCAAAUAUCACCCGUCCCGCCAGUGUCGUCAACUUCGACGUCCCGCCCCCGAGGUAUGAGGAGGCCGCGGGCCUGGUGGCGCCGCCGCAUCGACCGGCUGGUGGAGGUGGGACGACGGGUUAA